GUUCCCACCGGAACUAAAUACGUGUUGCACACGAAACAGGCAUGGCGUCCUUCAGUGAAAUUCAAUAACAGAAUUCAGUCAUUUUCUUGUCCCUCUGUAAAUAUAAAGGGUUGUUUUGGUAUUUAUAUGAACAUAUUUUCUUCAUAAUGGCGACGAGGAGCGUGUGUCUAUUUCUCCAGCGACGCUUUGCUUCUGCUGCAGCUGCCGUCCGUCCUCCGCCUUCUGAAGUUCGCAGCCAGCGUAAUGCCAUCUUUUCCAGAGAACAGGCCAGGCAGAGAGCUCUGUACCCCCGUAUCGAGAAGAUAGAAGUAUCCAUGCAGGGUCCAGGUCUGGAUGGGACGCUGCUCAUCAUGAACAAAGGAAUGUCCACUCCACUGAGCUGUGCCCGACACUUGACAGAACAUCAUGUGAACAACUCAGUCCUGGCUUUAGUGGACGGAGAGCUGUGGCCCCUCCACCAGCCGCUCACCCACUCCUGUACACUGACACUGCUUACUUUUAAAGACAGUGACCCCACUCUGGUCAAUCAGGCUUAUUGGCGUUCCUGCUCUGCCCUGCUGGGUCAGGUUCUGGAGACCGCCUUCAAGGAUGAAUACACGGUGGAUCUGCUCAACACACCUGAAGUUCCAGUCACUUCAGGAGCUUUCUGCUGUGAUGUCGUGCUCGACUCUCAACUGGACUCGUGGACAGCCUCUGAGGAAGCGUUGCGGUCUCUGACCCGCGGAGCUCAGCAGCUCAUCCACCAGGACCUGGCGUGGGAGCCCCUAGAAGUGAUGCCUUCAGUGGCCCUCGAGGUCUUCUCACACAGCAGUGUCAAACAGGAAGAGGUGGAGCAGAAGGCAGCAGACAGCCCCAAAGGCACAGUGUUAUUGUACAGGUGUGGGGACCAUGUUCUGUUGAGUGGGGGUCCUCUUGUGGCCAGGACGGGCCUGUGUUCGCAGUAUGAGGUGACGGCUCUCCACAGUCUGGGUGAAGGGCCCCGGGGUUUACACCGACGAGCACAGGGCCUGUCCCUCCCCCUGCAGCUGCAGGCUCACCACACAGUUUGGAGGAAACUGCGGAAAAGAGCAGAGAAACUGAUUGAAGUUCCGAGAUCUGAGGCGACUCCGACAUCUCCUGCUGACUCAACUCAACCCACAACCACCCAGUAACAACCUCCAAAUGGCCACACACACAUAUAUAAACAUGUAUCUAAAAUGUAUUGUUUGUUCAAUAAAUGCUUACAAAUACACAACAAA
Molecule: messenger RNA, 1238 nt
Organism: Sphaeramia orbicularis (orbiculate cardinalfish)
Lineage: Eukaryota; Metazoa; Chordata; Actinopteri; Kurtiformes; Apogonidae
Gene: mrpl39
Product: mitochondrial ribosomal protein L39
Exons: 10
Coding region: 147-1151 (334 amino acids)
Cellular component (GO): mitochondrion
Molecular function (GO): RNA binding; nucleotide binding
Source: RefSeq, a predicted model, not a curated record